Molecule: messenger RNA, 1696 nt
Organism: Eutrema salsugineum
Lineage: Eukaryota; Viridiplantae; Streptophyta; Magnoliopsida; Brassicales; Brassicaceae
Product: late embryogenesis abundant protein ECP63
Exons: 2
Coding region: 190-1557 (455 amino acids)
Source: RefSeq, a predicted model, not a curated record
CAAAGAAAGCUGAAGCCAUGGCGGACAAGAAGCUCGUGGCGGCAGAGGAGGAGAACAGACAGAAAGGAAAAGGGCGUGAAAGUGGUGUCCGUGUUACUCACGCUACAAACGGAGAAAGGACGUCAUGGCCAGGAACCCUCUGCUGCUGUCUUCGGCCAAGAAGCUCCUGGCAGAGUAGGACUAGAAAAGAUGGCGGGAAAAGAGCGAGAAGAGAAAGAGAGUGGUACCCAUGGCUUUCAUGGGGAGAAAGCUCGUCAUGCUCAGCUUUUGGCUGCUGGAGGUGAGGAGUUGAGAGAAAGGAAAGGUCAGGAAUCAGCGGAGAUGGGAAGAGAAAAGGGAGCAGCUGCAAAAGAUACAGCGGCAGAGAAAGCUCAGAGAGCUUCCGAGUAUGCAACGGAGAAAGGAAAAGAAGCGGGAAAUGUGACGGCUGAACAAGCGGGGAGAGCAAAAGACUACACUCUGCAGAAAGCUGUUGAAGCUAAAGACAUUGCGGCAGAGAAAGCUCGGAGAGCUACUCAGUAUGUGACGGAGAAAGGAAGAGAAACGGGAAACACGGCGGCUGAACAGGCAGCAAGAGCAAAAGACUAUACGUUACAAAAAGCUGUUGAAGCUAAAGACAUUGCGGCUGAGAAAGCUCAGAGAGCUUCUGAGUAUGUAACAGAGAAAGGGAAGGAAACUGGAAACAUUGCAACUCAGAAAGGACAAGAGGCAAAAGACCAAACGGUUUCAAUGACUGGAAAAGCAAAAGACUACACCGUUCAAAAAGCAGGCGAAGCAGUGGAAAUGAGCAAGGACAUGGCUGGAUAUGCAAAAGAAACGGUGGUGGAAGGAGGAAAAGGAGCAGCACAUUACGCUGGAGUGGCUGCUGAGAAAGCAGCUGCGGUUGGGUGGACGGCGGCGCAUUUUACGACGGAGAAAGUGGUGCAAGGGACAAAAGCGGUUGCAGGUACGGUGGAAGGAGCGGUGGGGUACGCAGGGCAUAAGGCGGCAGAAGUGGGAUCUAAGGCGGUGGAUUUGACUAAGGAGAAAGCUGCGGUGGCUGCUGAUACAGUGGUUGGAUACACAGCUAGGAAGAAAGAUGAAGCUCAACACAAAGAUCAAGAAAUGCACCAGGGAGGUGAGGAAGAGAGGCGACCAGGGUUUGACACAGAACCAAGGAGAGGAUUUGGAGAGGAGUACAGAGAAGAAAGAGGGAGUGAGGAAGAUAUCUUCGGGUAUGGAGCGAAAGGAAUGGCCGAAGAAGCAAGGAGAGAUGUUGGGGGAGGAGAGUACGGAAGAGGAAGUGAGGAAGAUGUCUUCGGAUAUGGAACAAAAGGAAUGGUCGGAGAAGGGAGGAGAGAUGUUGGAGAGGAGGAGUUAUUCAGAGGAGGAGGAAGAAGGAAUGAGAGAUAUGUCGAAGAAGAAAGGGUUGAGACGGGAGGAGUGCUUGGGGCAAUUGGCGAGACUAUAGCUGAGAUUGCGCAGACUACGAAGAACAUAGUUAUUGGUGAUACGCCUGAGAGAGCACAGGAGCAUGGAACUACUGAUUAUAUGAGACGGGAACAGGGACAUCGUUGAAAAGUAGAAGGAGAAAUGUUUUGGGUUUUUUCUUGUUUUUGUUUAAAAGGGUUUUGUAUGUAAAUAACAAGAAGCUCUUUGUUUGGAAGGGUUCUGUGGAAAAUAAAAAUAGCUCUGUUUCUGUUAUAAAGGAUGGAAG